AUGACUGAUAUUCUUAGCACAUUUUAUACAUCGCUUAUAGCUGGAGGCUUUGCUGGAUGUGCAGUAGAAAUUACAUUAUUUCCUUUAGACACAAUUAAAACAAGGCUUCAAGUACAAGCUAAUAUUCAAGUUAAAAAUAUAAAAUUCUUCAAAGGUUUAAGCUGAGCAGUGGCGGCAUCUUUUCCUUGCUCUGCUAUAGAGAGCUGGGUCUUAUAUAAAGUUUUCUUCACGCUAGACCUUUUCCAAAGUCAGUAUUUCCAUAUUUUCAAAAUUUAUUUUUGCAUUGGAAAGCUAUCUGCUAAAGCUCGAUGCCCUAUACAUUUUGGGCAAGCUAUUGCACUUUAAAACAUAUUUUAGAAUCAAAUACAUUAAAUAUCCCCCAAACUGCCAUAAAUUUAUAUGCAGGAAUCUUUGGGAGCUUCUGUGCAUCAGUAAUGAGAAAUCCUUUCGAACUAAUAAAGCAGCAAAUGCAGACUGGAAUGCAUAGAAACGCUAUCAAUGCUCCUAUAGAAAUAGUGCGGAAUCAAGGACUUUUUGGGCUAUAUACCGGUUUAAUACCUAUGAUUUUUAGGGAGGUUCCUUUUGAAACUUUACAAAUUGUUUUAUAUGAGCAUUUGAAAAGCUCAGACUACUUGGGGCUAGAAAUGGGCCUUCAUAAGCAUUUAAUUGAUGGAGCAAUAGCUGGAGCUGUGGCAGCAUAUAUAACAACACCUAUUGAUGUAGUAAAAACUAGAUUGAUGACUGAUGGUGGAAAAGGCAUUUAUAGUAGUUUUAUACAAGCUAUUAAACUAAUAUACAAAAAAGAAGGGAUAAAAGCUUUAUGGACCGGAUGGGAAAUUAGAUUGGCUUAUAUCACGAUUGGAGGUAUGAUUUUUUUUGGCUCAUAUGAAGAAUUUUUUUUGCUUUGUGAUAGUAAACUGAAUGCUGUUUAA
This is a messenger RNA of Blepharisma stoltei, 932 nucleotides long. NCBI's taxonomy places the organism in Eukaryota, Ciliophora, Heterotrichea, Heterotrichida, Blepharismidae. The record is from the annotation of a GenBank genome assembly.